AUGAUUUCUUCUUCAGGGGCGCUGGCAAGUCCGGAAGAUCGCCGGGGCGAGAGUAGGGGCGCGGAAGCUUCCGACGGUUAUGGUGGGGCAGAGAGAUGGUGCAUUGCAUUGCAUUGCAUCUCAAGAAGGAACAAACAAGAGCUACUACAAUAUAUUAUGCUGGGUCUGGAUGGAUGUUGUGGUGUAACUAGGGAGGGGGAGGGUGGCCUGGACUUGGGACUAUCUUGUUCUAAGCACUGCUAUUUAAGAAGGUUUUAA
Molecule: messenger RNA, 258 nt
Organism: Triticum turgidum subsp. durum (durum wheat)
Lineage: Eukaryota; Viridiplantae; Streptophyta; Magnoliopsida; Poales; Poaceae
Source: the annotation of a GenBank genome assembly